AUGGAAAAUGGCGAUUUUUUUAAUUCGGAAAAUGAAAGCCUUUCAGAUUUCGAUGGUUUUACCAACGAUGAUCUACCCAAUGAAACGUUUGAUUUAGAUGGAAGAGAUUAUAGUUCUGAUGUGGAUCUGAGCAGCGAUAGCGAUGAUUUACCCCUUUCACGGCUUCGAAAUGGACACAAUGGGUUGAAUGGCAAUGAAGAAAUCGAACCGGAAAUCCCAAAUCGAACUACAUCGUGGAGUCCAGUCCUGACCGAUAUACAGGUAGAUGCGUUUGUGCAACCUGUCGGUGCUGUAAACAUUCUUGGAAAUGAUGCAAAGGAAAUAGAUUUUUUUGAACAAAUAUUCCCCGACGAGUGGUAUGUGAAAAUCGCCCAAGAGACUAACAGGUAUGCACAAUCAAGAAUCGAACAAAAUGGCGACGACCCAAAAUGGUGUGCAACAAAUGCGGAUGACAUUCGGGCAUUCAUUGGAUUCAAUAUUCUUAUGGGAAUUGUGAUUGCACCCAAUCAAGACAUGUAUUUUUCGAUGGAUGCAUUUUUUCAACCAACAGGUAUGUCUGAUCAUAUUACACGUGACCGCUUUGACAAGCUUUGUCAGUAUUUUCACGUUUGUGAUAUUUCUACAAAUCCGAACCGCGGACAACCAGGACAUGAUAAACUGGCUCAUGUUCGUCCUUUUUUAGAAGCUAUUCAUGUGCAGUGUAAAACACAGUAUUCGCCCCACUGUGAGACGUCAAUAGACGAAGCAAUGGUGGCCUAUACUGGUCGUUUGUCAAUCAAGCAGUACCUACCCCUCAAACCAACAAAACGUGGCAUAAAGAUAUGGGCAAGGGCAGAUCCGCACAAUGGUUUUCUGAACGACUUUCAGGUGUAUACAGGCAAAGCCAACAAUGUUGUUGAAACUGGCCUUGGUGAACGGGUUGUAAAAGAUUUGACAAGAGACAUAUGGGGGAAAAAUCACUGUGUAUUGUGA
Gigantopelta aegis is the source of this 972-nucleotide messenger RNA. Its product is annotated as piggyBac transposable element-derived protein 5-like. Bases 1 to 972 code for a protein of 323 amino acids. The record is from RefSeq and is a predicted model, not a curated record. The transcript has a single exon. NCBI's taxonomy places the organism in Eukaryota, Metazoa, Mollusca, Gastropoda, Neomphalida, Peltospiridae.